UCCGACGGUCUAUACGCGUCACCUAAAGAGAAUGACGUUUUCAGGCAACUGAUAAAUAGCAUAACCCGUUUUACGACCCUUAGAACAAGUACUGCUGCUGCACCACCAUCCACCCUCACAAAGGUCGUUAUAGAUGAGUUAUCCAAACAUGCCAUGUUUAUGCAUCCUCCUCCUACUAGCUCUGCUCUCGUGCUUGGUCAAGUCGUCAGCAGCAUCUGCAUGCAGCUGCUGUGACGAGAUGACCUACAGCUUCCCUUCCUUCAGCCGCGGCUCAUCUGAUAGGUUGGCGCUCUUCAAGGACGCAGGAAUCAGUAAUGGUGCCCUCCAUCUCACUCCAGACACGAGGAAUCACGGCAAGUCCGGUGCCGCGCUCCUGCCAGCUCCAGUCACGCUCUGGCGCCACGACUCCCAGGGGGUGAAGCAAGACGCGUCCUUCGAAACCUUCUUCACCAUGAACGUCCAGUACUCACCGGCCGAGGAAGCUUCAGGGCGGAACGGCGACGGCCUUGCGUUCGUCAUCGUGCCAACCCUCAACGGCCCACCUCCGGGCAGCGAGGGUGGCUUCCUCGGACUCACCAACAACACCUCGAAGGUUACCUCUCCUUCCAGCAGCAGCAGCUUCAUCGCCGUCGAGUUUGACACAGUGAAGCAGCCGUACGAUCCUGACGACAACCACAUCGGCCUCAACAUUGGUAGCAUCAUCUCCGACUACGUUGUCCCACUCUCCCCUCUGAAUAUUACCAUCGCAACGGAUCAGGCAACUGCGAAGAACUACACGGUGUGGAUCAAAUACAAUGGCGUCGGACACCAUGUAUGGAUAUACAUGGAUGUCGAAGGCCGGCCGAAACCAGACAGAGCCCGCCUUGAGGCGCCCCUCAACCUUAGCGACCACGUCCCUCAGAAAGCCUUCAUUGGUUUCUCGGCAUCAACUGGGGUGGGCUUCGAACUCCAUGCUAUCUUGAGCUGGAACCUAACAGUUAAUCUUCCUGACGACGGCCUUGGCAUCGACUGGAAGGUGAUACUGCCUGCAGUUCUUGGGGCAAUUGCCAUUACGGCCAUCAUGAACAUUUUUGUAGCUGCCUUCUACUUCAACUCCAAGUACAAGGCGCUCAAGAUGGAGCUGGUGCUGUCCGAGGCUCUCCGGCGCCUCCCCGGUAUGCCGAGGGAGUUCAAGCACGCCACAAUGAGGAAGGCCACUAACAACUUUGACGAGUCUAGGAAGCUGGGCAAAGGCGGGUUCGGCGCUGUUUUCAAGGGCACGCUAUGGUCGGGGAAGGAUGGCGCAACAUGCGUAGAGGUUGCGGUGAAGAACUUCACGCGGAACGAAAACCGGUGCUACGACGACUUCCUCGCUGAGGUCCACAUCAUCAACCAGCUGCGCCAUCGAAACAUCGUGCCACUAAUUGGUUGGUGCUAUGAGAAGGGGGAACUCCUGCUUAUUUAUGAGUACAUGCCCAAUGGCAGCCUUGACCACCAUUUGUUCCCCAAGGAACAACAAAGAAGUAUCCUUGGAUGGACCACCCGCUAUGACGUCGUCGUGGAUGUAGCCGCAGGGCUCCACUACGUCCACCAUGAGCAUGAGCAUAUGGUGCUCCACCGCGACAUCAAAGCAAGCAACAUCAUGCUUGACUCCGCCUUCCACGGUCGCCUCGGUGAUUUUGGCCUCGCACGCAUCGUGGGCUUGGACAAGAACUCCUACACGGACCUAGGUGUCGCCGGCACCUGGGGCUUCAUCGCGCCGGAGUACUCGGUAAGCCACAAGGCCACACGCAAGACGGACAUUUAUGCAUUCGGGGUGUUGAUCCUGGAGAUCGUCACCGGGAGACGAGUGAUCAGCGAAUUCCAAGACACAUUUCAGCUGCUCACUGAUUGGGUCUGGAAUCUUCACCGGAAGGGAAGGCUGCUUGAAGCUGUUGACGGCAAUGUUAUUUCCACGGAAGAGUUCGAUGAAGAUGGUGCCAUUCGGUUGCUGCUCCUUGGGCUGGCAUGCACCAACCCGAACCCGUUGGACCGUCCUAGCAUGACCGAUGUGGUGCAGGUUGUCGCCAAGUCAGUGCCAGCACCAGACGUGCCGCUUGUGAAGCCCACGUUUGUGUGGCCACCGGAAGAUGAGAUCCCUCACGAAUCCGAUGGCAUCUCGGCAAUGAGCGAUCUCGAUGGAAGCAAUUGGGAGGAGAUGUCAAGCAGUGACGCCCUGGCUGCAAGUGUCAUCAUCAGGCGCAAGGCAUAUGGGUUGUCUCGAUCGGCUGAGUUGUGUUGCGUGUAGUUGUGCGAAACUGAAAGACGACAAUUGUGGAAUAAUCUCGGUUUGAUCUAUUCCUUUGCACACUGGUGCAUAUAUAUAGGUACAGCUUGAGCUAUACAUGGUAACCGUACUAUGCAUGGUAAUCGUGCUAUACAUGGUAACCAUCAAUGAGAUUACAUGUGCUAGCUAUACAUGAUAGUUAGGAUCGGGCACCAUUAGGAGUAUUACCGCUCGAUUAGGAAGGAAUCACGUUAUAUAUGUUGCCUUACAAGGAAUAGUAAUUAACAGAACGUGAAAUCAGGAAGGUGAUCUCCAGCUCGGUCAGGCGUGAUCUUCGGCUGGUGACAGGAGAUAAUCCAACAGAAACUUCUGCACUCACCGGAUGAUCUUUUCUGAUCUAUUACCUGUCAGUGGUCAGCGUGGUCAGCGACGUCAUCAAACUUCAGCAGACAAUCUUUUGAAAUUUUUACCUCAAAUAUGUAUAUAUAGAAGAUAUGUGAAAAUAAUAUCGUUUGAUUUGUUGAUAUACUUUAGUGACAUACAUUUUUUUAAUAUGUUUAGUAGU
This is a messenger RNA of Phragmites australis (common reed), 2810 nucleotides long. Its product is annotated as probable L-type lectin-domain containing receptor kinase S.5. Gene Ontology annotation, cellular component: plasma membrane. Bases 134 to 2266 code for a protein of 710 amino acids. Gene Ontology annotation, biological process: protein phosphorylation. The transcript is spliced from 2 exons. Gene Ontology annotation, molecular function: carbohydrate binding; protein kinase activity; ATP binding. NCBI's taxonomy places the organism in Eukaryota, Viridiplantae, Streptophyta, Magnoliopsida, Poales, Poaceae. The record is from RefSeq and is a predicted model, not a curated record.